CAACAUCUCCGCGUACUCGCCAGAGCCGUCACGUCCAGCAAUCACACUAAGCCCAUUGCAGGAUAGGUUUCUUUUGCCACCUAAUGGCGCGGAUCAGAAUUCACACUUGCGGCGUGCGGAUUUGUCUGUAGUAGCAACAGGUCAUCCCAAACAUGGAGCGUCCUCAAAAACGACAACUCAUGGACGAGGAACCUGUGAUGCCGGAGUCCCUCACGCGCCCAAUUAGUCCUCCUAGCAAGAAACGACGCAGAUCUCCUGUCAUUAGGUCGCCAUGGCAACUUACCUGGAUUCGAGACCUCCCAGACGAUCAGAACCGAGACGCAGUUACUCUGAAGGAUCUCCUUGGUGAUCCACUCAUUUCAGAAUGUUGGGAGUUCAACUAUUUGCACGACAUACACUUUUUGAUGGACGGAUUUGAUAGUGAUGUCAAACAUCUCGUCAAAGUUCACGUAGUUCAUGGCUUCUGGAAGCAAGAAGACCCCAACCGUCUGGCCUUGGUGCAAGCCGCUGCUGAGUUCAACAAUGUCCAGCUUCACGUUGCGCCGAUGCCAGAGAUGUUCGGCACUCAUCAUUCCAAGAUGAUGAUUCUAUUUCGCCAUGAUGACACAGCACAAGUCAUCAUCCAUACUGCCAAUAUGAUUCCGAAGGACUGGACCAACAUGACGAACGCAGUUUGGAAAUCCCCAUUUCUUCCUAAGACAUCCGGGUCGGUCAAUGCGACCCCCCUCAUAGACCAGCCUAUUGGAAGCGGAGAGCGCUUCAAAUCCGAUUUGUUAAACUACUUGAGAUCUUACGACCGGCGAGGGGUUACAUGUAAAGCUCUAGCUGAUCGACUCGUUGGCUUCGACUUUACCAGCAUUAGGGCAUCUCUAAUUGCCAGUGUACCGGGGAAGCAUGAACUGCAUGACACGACCCAAACUGCAUGGGGCUGGUCUGGUCUGAAGAGAUGCUUACAGUCUGUCCCCUGCCAGUCGCCCGAUGAGUCAGAAAUCGUGGUCCAAAUAUCAUCAAUUGCGACACUUGGGGCGAAUGAUGAUUGGUUACAGAAGACGUUGUUUGGGUCAUUAUCUCGGUGCAAGAAUCAAGGGCUUGCUAAGCCGAAGUUCAAGGUAGUUUUUCCAACUGCGGACGAGAUACGAAGCUCACUCGACGGAUACGCGUCUGGCGCGUCAAUUCACACCAAGAUCCAGUCACCUCAACAAGCGAAGCAGCUCCAGUACCUUCGACCCAUAUUCCAUCACUGGGCCAAUGACUCUCCGCAUGGAAAGGACUUUGCCGAUGCGACGAUUCAAGAUGGCGGGCGCCAGCGUGCCGCACCCCACAUCAAGACGUACAUCAGAUACAACAAGAACUCGAUCGAUUGGGCGUUGCUUACAUCUGCGAACCUAUCGAAGCAAGCAUGGGGUGAGGCUGCUCGCGCCACUGGCGAGGUCCGGAUUGCCUCAUGGGAGAUCGGAGUCAUGGUCUGGCCAGAGCUGCUCGAGAAGGAGGCGACGAUGGUAGGGACUUUGUUGCUUUUGCCUCUAUCUGACUCUGUCAGACUCCACUACUUUGCCUUCCUCCUGGAUCUGCGAAUCCAGCCCUCCUACACAAUGGUGAAACCUCAAGGCAUCAUCUCGUCGUCCCCACACGGCAAUCGCUCUGUGCUGGGGAGUUCCUGGCGAAGCGGGUCACCACUCGCGGAGCAAUUCCUGGCGAGAGACAUUGCCGAGUGUUCGGAUGACGAAGCCAUAGACACGGCUGGUGAAGAUGUCUCCGACUCAGAGUUCGACGUCAGCCCUACCAUGUAUCGUCGACCCAGUGGUGUCGCGUACGGUGGAUCUCGACCUGUCCUCAAUCCCCAGACCUUUGACGAACCAGCCAUGACUCCUCUGGAGAGGAAGCAAUCCCGCCAUGCGGAGCGAAGCCUGCUCCGUGAUAACCACGUCCUGCCACCUAAACACCCUCAUCGCAAGGAUACCUUCUUUUCCCGAGUGUAUCGUCGCCUAUUUAGUACUAAACUUCCACAGCCUCAGGACGAGGAGCGGCCUGCAAUCGUCGUUCAACCACCAAGUGAGACGUCACCUCUUUUGGGCACUGGCAGUGACGCCUCAACCACCUCAUCCGAUGAUGGUUUAAAUGAGACUUGGGGGCAGGCCGUUGCCGAGAACCGAAUCCGUACGACAUGGCAGCGUGAGACACAGACUAUUGUGGCCUACUCAACGCCUCUUAUCAUCACAUUUAUCCUCCAGUACUCUAUCAACGUUACGAGUAUCUUCGCCGUCGGUCGUAUCGGCAAACUCGAGCUCGGUGCCGUCUCGUUGGCCAACAUGACUGCUGCCAUCACCUGUCUAGCCCCAUUCCAAGGCCUUGCUACCAGUCUCGACACCCUCUGCGCCCAAGCUUACGGCUCCGGCCAUAAGCACCUGGUGGGACUGCAGUUCCAGCGGAUGACAUGCUUUCUCUUUUGCCUCAGUGUGCCUGUUUCUGUGCUGUGGUUCUAUGCUGAGAACAUUCUGUAUCACAUUGUACCUGAGCCCGAAUCUGCUCGUCUCGCCGGUCUGUACCUCCGUGUCAUGAUCUUCAGCAUUCCCGGUUUCAUUCUCUUUGAGGGUGGCAAGCGAUAUACCCAAGCGCAAGGCCUCUUCCGCGCCACAACUUGGGUCCUCGUGAUUGUCGCCCCGUUUAAUGUCUUCCUGAGCUGGUUCCUCGUUUGGCACCUCGGUUGGGGCUUUGUGGGCGCUCCCAUGGCCGUGGCCAUCACCGAGAACCUCCUCCCUGUCUUCCUCUUCCUCUACGUGCGCUUCAUCGAUGGCCGCCAGUGCUGGGGAGGAUUCAGCCGCCGCGCCUUGUCCAAUUGGUGGGAUAUGAUCCGCCUGGCUUUGCCUGGAAUGAUCAUGGUCGAGGCAGAGUGGUUGGCAUUUGAGAUUUUGACGCUCAUGUCUAGUCGCUUUGGAUCCGAGUACCUCGCCGCCCAGAGCGUGCUUGCCACGGUUACGACCAUUUCAUAUCAAAUUCCUUUCCCCGUGUCCAUUGCGGCGUCUACGCGAAUCGCCAAUCUUAUUGGAGCUGGUCUUGUCGAUGCCGCCAAGACCACCGGUGUAGUGGCCUUCGCUGCAGCCUGCGUCAUUGGCAUCUUCAACCUCGCCUUAUACGGCGGCCUGCGAUACUACAUCCCGCUCCUCUUCACCAAGGACCCUGAAGUCAUUGAACUCGUCGCCACCGUCAUCCCUAUUGUCGCCGUCAUGCAAGUCUUUGACGGCUUGGCUGCGGGCGCCGGCGGUAUCCUCCGUGGCAUUGGCAAGCAGGCCAUGGGUGGCCCUGCCAACAUCUUUGCCUACUACGCCAUUUCGCUCCCGUGCUCGUUGGUCCUGGCCUUUGCAUUCGACUGGCGCCUCAGCGGCUUGUGGACCGGUGUUACCUUUGGGACAAUCACUGUCUCGUUGAUUGAGUAUAUUUAUCUUGUCAAGGCCGACUGGCACAAAGCUGCUGCAGAGGCGGCAGCCCGAAAUGCUACAGGUUGAACAGAUUGUUUGUCGGGGGUUUGACGAUACGUCCCCGUAUCGCCCUCGCCGUUUGGGCGUGAGGGACGGGUUGCCCAUGGACUACUUGAAACAUGACUAGCUUGGCGUUGAUGGUUGGAAAAGAGAAGCCGUGAGCAAUUGUUUUAUACGUUAUAUCUACUCUUUAGAUGAGUUUAUCUGUUUGAAAAUUAAGCAAUCUCUUCCUGUCCCCC
This is a messenger RNA of Ilyonectria robusta, 3715 nucleotides long. RefSeq names its product tyrosyl-DNA phosphodiesterase-domain-containing protein. The record is from RefSeq and is a predicted model, not a curated record. Gene Ontology annotation, molecular function: double-stranded DNA binding; antiporter activity; xenobiotic transmembrane transporter activity. Gene Ontology annotation, cellular component: membrane; nucleus. The transcript has 8 exons. Gene Ontology annotation, biological process: double-strand break repair; single strand break repair; xenobiotic detoxification by transmembrane export across the plasma membrane. Bases 153 to 3503 code for a protein of 1116 amino acids. Lineage: Eukaryota; Fungi; Ascomycota; Sordariomycetes; Hypocreales; Nectriaceae.